AUGGAAAUUGAGCGAGGUGGAGUUAUCAGCUUGCUUCCUGAUAAUCUUAGCGAAAUUGGUGUGGAGUACAUUGAGGGAUUUAGCAUUUUGACAUCUGGCUUAUUUGGUAAUACAACUACAAGACGAGGAAAGUCAGGAAAAUUUACAGAACCAUUGGAUUUAGGACCUCCAACAAUAGUAUGUGAACAUUGUGGAGCUCAACUUUGGUAUGAAGAGAGAACUGUAAAGUCAAAAACACCUACAAAACCGAAGUUUAGUUUAUGCUGUUCUGAAGGAAAAGUUGAACUCCCUCUAUUGAAAGAACCUCCACCCUUUCUUGGAAACUUACUCAAUAUUAAUAGUGAUCAGAGAUCAAUAAACUUUCAACUAGGGAUAAGAAUCUACAACUCUCUCUUUGCUUUCACUUCUUUGGGGGGUAAUGUUGAUAGAUCAGUGAAUAAUGGUUCUGGUCCAUAUGUGUUUCGUGUAAAUGGUCAAACUCAUCAUAGAAUUGGAUCACUUCUUCCUGUCCAUGGCCAAAAACCUAAGUAUGCACAGCUUUAUAUUUAUGAAACUGAUAAUGAAGUUAAAAAUAGAAUUGAUGUAGUUAUACAUGAAGAUGAUAGAAAUUAUGUGGAUCCAGAUAUUGUUACUGGUCGCAAUUCUGGUGAAAGGCAAUAUGACUUACUUGUAACGUUUGAGAUAGUUGCUCUUAUUAUUGGAGAUUUUAAUAUUGAAAGUUCUGAUAGAGAUAUUAUUGUUGAGAAUCGAAGUUUAGGAUUGCAACGUAUAAAUGGAACUCAUCCAAACUUUAUGGCAUUGCAAUAUCCAUUACUUUUUCCGUAUGGUGAGGAUGGGUAUAUGCUUGGUAUACCUUAUAGGAAUUUGAAUGGGAGCAAUUCUAGAAAAAGGGAAUCAAUAACAAUGAGAGAAUACUAUGCUUAUAGGCUUCAACAACACUUUCAUGAGGGCAAGACAUUGUUGCUUGGUAGGAGGCUUUUUCAACAAUUUAUAAUGGAUGCAUACACUUCUAUUGAAGAAGAAAGACUACAAUGGGUUAGAUUCAAUAAAAAAAAAUUGAGGUCAGAGCUGUACUAUGGUUUGAAAGAUGCCGUUCUUCGUGGAGAUACAGAUCCCAUUACUGUAGGCAAACGAAUAGUCCUACCAUCCUCAUUUACUGGAAGUCCAAGGUACAUGGUUCAAAAUUAUCAAGAUGCAAUGGCGAUAUGUAGAAGGGCAGAAAUCAAUCAUUCCUUAGAAUUUAUAGAAGGCCUGAAAUAUGAGGAUCGGCCAGAUAUUGUAGCAAGGGUUUUUAAGAUAAAAUUAGAUGAACUAUUACAUGAUUUGAGGCAUAAAUCUCAUUUUGGAAGAGUUAUUGCUAUUGUGUAUACAAUUGAAUUCCAAAAAAGAGGACUCCCACAUGCACAUAUUCUUCUAUUCUUGGAUCCAAAGGAUAAGUGUCCAAGUCCAACAGACAUUGAUAGUAUCAUUAUGGCUGAGAUACCAAAUCCAGAUGAGGAUCCUGUUGCUAAUGAAGUUGUAAAACAAUUUAUGAUGCAUGGGCCAUGUGGAUCUGCAAAUCUGAAAUCACCAUGCAUGAUGAAUGGUAAAUGUACAAAAAAUUUUCCGAAAAGAUUUUAUGAAGAAACAACAAUUGAUGAAGAAGGCUUUCCAGUAUAUAGAAGGAGAAAUGAUAGAAAAACAAUAGAGAAGAACAGAAUUCUUUUGGAUAACCGAUAUGUUGUACCUUAUAAUGGAUCAGAUAGAGCAACAGUUGUUGUAGAAGAGAAUUUGCCAAAUAUUGGGAGUGAUGGACAAGAGACCGACAUUGUUGUUGAUGAGACAAAAGCAUACUUGGAUUGUAGAUAUAUUUCAGCUUCUGAAUCAUGUUGGAGAAUAUUUGAAUUUCCAAUUAAGUUUCGAUAUCCACCUGUUGAAAGAUUAAAUUUUCAUUUGGAAGACGAACAUCCCAUCAUUUAUCCGGAAGAUACAAGCUUGGAUAAUGUUUUAAAUAUACCUGGUAUUGAAGAAACAAAGUUUACAGAAUGGAUGAAAACAAAUGAGGCUUUUGAAGAUGCUCGAGAGUUGACUUAUGCUGAAUUUCCUACAAAAUGGGUAUGGCAUAGUAAUGUUAAGCAAUGGCAAAGAAGGAAAUCUAAAUAUUGUAUUGGAAGAGUGUAUUACGCACAUCCUUCAAGUGGUGAAAGGUUUUAUUUGAGAAUGUUGCUUAACAUUGUCAAAGGUCCAAGAAACUUUAAAGAAUUAAGGACUAUAAACGAUGUUACUUAUCCAACUUAUAAGGAAGCCUAUUAUGCACUUGGACUUCUUAAUGAUGACAAAGAAUGGCAUGAUUCCCUAAUUGAAGCUUCAAGUUGGGCCAGUGGGCAACAAUUGCGUCAACUAUUUGUUACAAUGCUAUUGUUCUGUGAAGUAGUUGAUCCAUUAAGUCUUUGGGAAUCCAACUCGAAACUGAUUAUAGAAGAUAUACUAAAUAGGCAAAGGCGUAUCCUCCAAUUCCAAGAACUAAUUUUAUCAAAAUGA
Molecule: messenger RNA, 2520 nt
Organism: Quercus robur (English oak)
Lineage: Eukaryota; Viridiplantae; Streptophyta; Magnoliopsida; Fagales; Fagaceae
Exons: 6
Coding region: 1-2520 (839 amino acids)
Source: RefSeq, a predicted model, not a curated record